AUGCCCGAGACCCCGCAGUCAGAAGUCGAUGUGCCUGCCACCCAAAAGGAAGCUGACACACCGGGGCCCACUUCGCCUCUCCCUGAGUGCACCCAGCCCGCGCUGGAAAAGGAUACGAGUUCCAAUCCCGAACCCAGCCAGGCCACAGCCGCACCGCCAGUCGCCCCGGCAACCACACCGGACAAGGGUACGAGUUCCAACCCCGAACCCAGCCAGGCCGCAGCCGCACGACCAGUCGGUACGAACACAACCACGCCGGACAAGGGUGCGAAAUCCGAUCCCAAACCCAAGACCCCAGCCCCUUCCAAAGCAAGUGCCCCGGAGCCUCAGAAGCCAAAGGUGAUCGCCCAGCCCAAAAAGAUGAGCAAAGCAGAGCCGGAUGAUGAGGACUACGAGGCCCCGGUGGAAGACUUCCCACCUCCUGCUGCCAUAACCAAGGCCACUCUUAUGAAGAGGCUGGCACGCAUAUGUGCAGCCAAAGAGGAUGGGACCUACAAGGUGCCAUUGGAAAUCAUCCAGAGCCAAAAGAAUCUGGAAACACGUGAUGAAGUGUACCGUGCCUUUGAGAAAUGUGGCUGUGACCCCGUUUCGCCGCCACGCUUGGCAACAGUACUCUUCACAAAGAGGGUCAACCGGAAGUAUGAAGAGAUCAAUGAGAAGAUGGUAGAGACGGAGUUCGAAUUCCUCACUGAGCAAGAGAUGGAAGAGAAAGGAUGGUCUGAGAAAUCCGAGUACUGCGACGACUGGAUGUACUGGGUAGCUGUGCGAGUGAAAGGAUCCAACAAGAAGACGAAGCGAAGCACCGUCAGCGAGAUCCUGGAGGGUGCCGACCAAGAGCCCAUGCAGGAUCCUGAGGAAGCAAUGGUGGACUUCCCUUUCGAACUUGAGGGAGAUGGAGCUAAGAAGCAAAGGGAAGGUGAUGACGAAGAGGGGGACAGCGACUCCAGCGACGAUGGUGAGGAAGCUGCUCGCAUCCUCAAGAAGAUCGCAUUCCCGGAGAUCUCGAAGAAACCUCAGGAUGCCAGCAUGCUGGUGACCGGGUGCUUGCAGAAGCGAGUUGGCAAGCUCGAGGCUGUCAUGGAUAGGAUGUGCCCGGAUGGUGCAACAAAGACCCAGCUCACCCCGGCCCAAGAAAAGAACCUCGCCUAA
This is a messenger RNA of Symbiodinium necroappetens, 1149 nucleotides long. The record is from the annotation of a GenBank genome assembly. Lineage: Eukaryota; Dinophyceae; Suessiales; Symbiodiniaceae.